Plectropomus leopardus (leopard coralgrouper) is the source of this 1038-nucleotide messenger RNA. Its product is annotated as green-sensitive opsin-like. The record is from RefSeq and is a predicted model, not a curated record. Gene Ontology annotation, cellular component: membrane. Gene Ontology annotation, molecular function: G protein-coupled receptor activity. Gene Ontology annotation, biological process: visual perception; phototransduction; G protein-coupled receptor signaling pathway. NCBI's taxonomy places the organism in Eukaryota, Metazoa, Chordata, Actinopteri, Perciformes, Serranidae.
AUGGAGAACGGCACAGAGGGCAAGAAUUUCUACAUCCCCAUGAACAACAGGACGGGGCUUGUGAGGAGUCCUUUUGAAUAUCCACAGUACUACCUUGGAGACCCAAUCCAAUUCAAGCUUCUGGCUGCCUACAUGUUCUUCCUGAUCUGCACUGGCUUCCCCAUCAACUUCCUCACUCUGGUGGUCACAGCUCAGAACAAGAAGCUCCGGCAACCUCUCAACUUCAUCCUAGUCAACUUGGCCGUUGCUGGACUGGUCAUGGUUUGCUUUGGAUUCACCAUAACCUUUGUUACUGCUAUUAAUGGCUACUUUGUUUUCGGACCGACGGGUUGUGCCGUUGAGGGAUUCAUGGCUACCCUGGGAGGUCAAGUCGCUCUCUGGUCACUGGUCGUCCUGGCUGUUGAGAGAUACAUUGUCGUCUGCAAACCCAUGGGAAGCUUCAAAUUCACUGGAACUCACGCAGGAGCCGGAGUCGUUUUCACCUGGAUUAUGGCCAUGGCUUGUGCCGCUCCUCCAUUGGCUGGCUGGUCCAGGUACAUCCCCGAGGGUCUGCAGUGCUCAUGUGGACCUGACUACUACACUCUGGCUGCAGGCUUCAACAAUGAGUCAUACGUCAUGUACAUGUUCUGCUGCCACUUCUGCUUCCCAGUUUGCACCAUUUUCUUCACUUAUGGCAGCCUUGUGCUCACAGUCAAAGCUGCCGCAGCUCAGCAGCAGGACUCAGAAUCCACUCAGAAAGCUGAGAGGGAAGUGACACGUAUGUGCAUCCUGAUGGUGUUGGGCUUCCUGGUGGCUUGGACUCCAUAUGCUAGCUUUGCUGCAUGGAUCUUUUUCAACAAGGGAGCUGCUUUCACAGCCACAGCCAUGGCUAUCCCUGCCUUUUUCUCCAAGAGCUCGGCAUUGUUCAACCCCAUUAUCUAUGUGCUGAUGAACAAACAGUUCCGUAACUGCAUGCUUUCUACAGUUGGAAUGGGAGGCAUGGUUGAGGAUGAGACCUCAGUAUCAACCAGCAAGACAGAAGUCUCUUCUGUCUCUUAA